Molecule: messenger RNA, 2902 nt
Organism: Morus notabilis
Lineage: Eukaryota; Viridiplantae; Streptophyta; Magnoliopsida; Rosales; Moraceae
Product: phospholipase D delta
Exons: 10
Coding region: 48-2594 (848 amino acids)
Biological process (GO): phosphatidylcholine metabolic process; phospholipid catabolic process
Cellular component (GO): plasma membrane
Molecular function (GO): D-type glycerophospholipase activity; calcium ion binding
Source: RefSeq, a predicted model, not a curated record
AUUUUUUUUUUGGAAAGGAGAUAGGAAACCCUAGUUUUUGAGCUCCAAUGGCGGAAGACAACUCGGAGACCGUGGUGUACCUCCAUGGCGACCUCGAUCUGAAGAUCAUCGAGGCGCGGUGCUUGCCGAACAUGGAUUUGGUGUCGGAGCGUCUCCGCCGGUUCUUCACCGCCUUCAAGACGUGCCACGCGCCGUUCACGCACAGCCACCACAAAAACAAGCACAAGGCCCACCGGAAGAUAAUCACGAGUGACCCUUACGUCUCGGUCUGCCUCGCCGGAGCUCGGGUGGCUCACACGCGAGUCAUCUCCAACUCGCAGAACCCGAUUUGGAACGAGCACUUCAAGAUUCCCCUGGCUCACCCCGUCUCUCACGUCGAGUUCAUCAUCAAGGACAACGACAUGUUCGGCGCCGACUUGAUCGGAGUCGCGUCAGUCUCCGCUCAGAGAAUCGUCACAGGCGAGUGCAUCAGCGAUUGGUUCCCGGUGAUCGGAUCGUUCGGGAAGCCGCCGAAGCCCGACACCGCAAUUAGGCUCGAAAUGAGGUUCACCAGAUGCGAAGACAAUCCCGUGUACCGAUUCGGAAUAUCGACGGAUCCGGAUCGUUACGGGAUCGGAAAUUGCUAUUUUCCGGUGAGGAAAGGCGGGUCGGUGACUCUGUAUCAGGACGCUCACGUUCCCGAUUCAAUGUUGGAGAAGAUUGAAUUGGAAAAGGAAAAUUCGUUUCAACACGAGAAGUGUUGGGAGGAUAUAUGCCAUGCGAUUCUGGAGGCUCACCAUUUGGUUUACAUCGUCGGUUGGUCAAUUUACCACAAGGUGAAGCUGGUGAGAGAGCCGACCAGGCCAUUGCCUAGUGGUGGGAAUUUGAAUUUGGGGGAGUUGCUCAAGUACAAGUCUCAAGAAGGAGUGCGAGUUCUGUUGCUCGUUUGGGACGAUAAGACUUCUCACAGCAGAUUUUUUAUCAAUACGACGGGAGUUAUGCAAACCCAUGAUGAAGAAACCAGGAAGUUUUUCAAGCACUCUUCCGUCACAUGCGUGCUGUCACCUAGAUAUGCCAGCAGUAAGCUUAGCAUUUUCAAGCAACAGGUCGUUGGAACCCUUUUUACGCAUCAUCAGAAAUGUGUAAUAGUGGAUACACAAGCACCGGGUAAUAACAGGAAGAUAAGUGCGUUUAUAGGAGGUCUAGACCUUUGUGAUGGCCGCUAUGAUACACCUGAGCAUCGUCUAUUUCAUGAUCUUGACACAGUAUUUCAGGAAGAUUAUCACAAUCCAACUUUUUCUUCUGGAACUAGGGGUCCACGGCAACCGUGGCAUGAUUUGCAUUGCAAAAUUGAAGGCCCCGCAGCAUAUGAUGUGCUUAAAAAUUUUGAGCAACGUUGGAGAAAAGCCACGAAAUGGUCAGAAUUGGGGCAACGUUUUAAGAGGGUAUCUCAUUGGCAUGAUGAUGCUUUGAUAAAGUUGGAGCGCAUAUCAUGGAUACUUAGUCCGUCUUCAUCGAUUCCUGCCGAUGAUCCUGUGCUAUGGGUUUCCAAGGAAGACGAUCUUGAAAACUGGCAUGUUCAGGUUUUCAGAUCCAUUGACUCAGGAUCUUUGAAAGGAUUUCCCAAAGACGUUUUUGUAGCAGAGGCUCAGAAUCUUUUCUGUGCAAAAAACUUGGUCAUAGACAAGAGCAUUCAAACAGCAUACAUCCAAGCAAUCAGAGCUGCCCAACACUUCAUAUAUAUUGAGAAUCAAUAUUUUCUUGGAUCAUCUUAUGCAUGGCCCUCUUACAAGGAUGCAGGUGCUGAUAAUUUAAUCCCAAUGGAGUUGGCAUUAAAGAUUGCUAGUAAGAUAAGAGCCAAAGAGAGGUUCGCAGUCUAUAUUGUCAUACCAAUGUGGCCUGAGGGUGUCCCAUCUUCUGGUGCAGUACAAGAAAUACUCUUUUGGCAGGGCCAGACGAUACAAAUGAUGUAUGAAAUCAUAGCGCAAGAAUUGAAAUCCUCGAAUCUCGAGAAUUCUCAUCCACGGGACUAUCUGAACUUUUAUUGUCUUGGUAAUCGGGAAGAAUUGCCCAAAGGACAGUCCUUUUCAGCCGAUCAAACUCCCAAGAAUGGAGAAACGGUUUCAGCCUCACAGAAGUUCCAACGAUUUAUGAUCUAUGUACACGCCAAGGGAAUGAUAGUAGACGACGAGUACGUGAUAUUAGGGUCUGCCAACAUCAACCAAAGGUCUAUGGCUGGUUCAAGAGACACUGAGAUAGCCAUGGGUGCGUAUCAACCCCAUCAUACAUGGGGUAAGAGAAAGCGACAUCCACGUGGUCAGGUAUAUGGAUACCGAAUGUCGCUUUGGGCUGAACACUUGGGAUUGAUAGAUAAUUGCUUCAAAGAGCCUGAAAGUUUGGCUUGCGUGAAGCACGUUAACAAAGUUGCCGAAGAUAAUUGGACAAAUUUUACAGCAGAUGACUUCACGCCAUUGCAGGGCCACCUUCUGAAAUACCCAGUUGAAGUAGAUGCCAGUGGGAAGGUGGGUUCGAUGCCCGGGCGAGAGACUUUCCCUGAUGUUGGGGGUAAGGUGCUUGGAUCCCGUUCUACCCUUCCCGACGCUCUUACCACAUAGCUCCUCCCAGUUUUGUUCUUUAAUUUCAUGAGGAUUCACUUCAUUUCAAUCCUCAAAGAGUGGAUAAAUUAUAAACUACGGUUCCAACUACAAGAGCAAUCUUGGGUUGAGUUUAGGCUAGCUUGUUGUAAUUUGUUAUAUGUUAACAGACGAGUCAGUCCAAUUGGUUUCACGUUGUAACAUGUAAUUUAUUUCACAUUGGACUCAUUACCCUCGUGGUAUUAUUCAGUUCUUUUUUUUUGGUAAUUAACCUCAUGGUUUGUUAAAGAUUUGGACUUUGAGUCCUGCCUACAUCUCUCUUGCCCUUG